Messenger RNA from Fraxinus pennsylvanica, 1458 nucleotides. Lineage: Eukaryota; Viridiplantae; Streptophyta; Magnoliopsida; Lamiales; Oleaceae. The record is from the annotation of a GenBank genome assembly.
AUGAUUUUCCGUUGCAUGUUCGCCUUCUUAUUUUUCGCACUUGGUGAACAUUUUCUAGUCGAUGGCCUAGGCUGCAACUGGGGAACCCGCGGCACGCACCCUCUCCCUGGUAACAUAGUGGUCAAGCUGAUGAAAGACAAUGGAUUUAACAAAGUGAAGCUAUUCGAAGCUGAUCCUAUGGCUUUGCAGGCUCUUGGGAAGUCCGGUAUCCAAGUCAUGGUCGGGAUUCCCAACGAUAUGUUAGAGUCUUUGGCCGGUAGCGUUUCAGCUGCUGAGGAAUGGGUGUCUAGAAAUGUUUCUUACUAUAAAUCCAAGAGGGGAGUGGACAUAAGGUAUGUUGCUGUUGGAAAUGAACCAUUUCUCAAGACUUACAACAAUAGAUUUACACAAACAGCAUUUCCUGCUCUCAAGAAUAUCCAGGCUGCCCUGAUUAAAGCUGGUUUAGGUCGGGACAUCAAGGCUACAAUUCCACUCAAUGCAGAUGUCUACGAAACAGAUGCCGGUGUUCCCUCCGCUGGAAAUUUUCGAGCUGAUAUUCAUAGUCUCAUGGUAUCUAUCGUCAAAUUCCUUGAUAAGAAUGGCGCGCCCUUUACGGUUAACAUUUAUCCUUUUCUUAGCCUUUACGCGGAUUCCCAUUUUCCGGUUGAAUAUGCCUUCUUUGAUGGGACUUCUUCCCCUGUUGUGGAUGGCUCCAUCACUUAUACCAAUGUCUUUGAUGCCAAUUAUGAUACACUAGUUUCGGCCCUCGAAAAAAAUGGUUUCCCAUCAAUGCCGAUUAUCAUUGGAGAAGUUGGUUGGCCAACAGAUGGGGAUUCUAACGCGAAAAUAGAAUUCGCACGCAGAUUCAAUCAGGGUCUGCUCAACCGCCUAAAUCGAGGCCAGGGCACCCCGAAAAGACCAAGCCCUCCAGACAUUUACUUCUUUGCUCUCAUUGAUGAAGAUGCUAAGAGCAUUGAACCAGGCAACUUCGAGCGCCAUUGGGGCAUAUUUUACUUCGACGGAACUAUCAAAUAUCCACUAAAUUUGAGCAAUAAUCGAAAACUAACAGCUGCAAAGGGAGUGAAGUAUUUGGCAAGGCAAUGGUGCAUAAUGGCACCUGAUGCUAAUACAAUGGAUCCCAAUUUGACUCAGAACAUUAAUUUUGCUUGCACCUAUGCAGAUUGCACAAGUCUUGGGAAUGGAUCUACCUGUGGAGGGCUCGAUGCUAGGAGCAACGCAUCGUACGCCUUCAACAAGUAUUAUCAGACCAUGAAUCAACAGAGAGGGGCGUGUGAUCACUUCCACGGUUUGUCUGCAAUCACAAGAAUUGAUCCUUCACCCCGAAACAGUUCUUGUAGAUUCGAGAUCAUGAUAGACAUCGGUCGACAUGCUACAAAUCCAUCAUCAGCUGGAAAAAUGUACAAUCCAUUUAUCUUUGUAGCAUUUGUGCUAUCAUUGAUCCAUUUUUAUGUUUGUUGA